GAAAGAAAGAAAGAAAGAAAGAAAGAAAGACCCCUCCUUCUCUUACAUCUAUCUAGCUAUCAAAUAUUCUAUCAUCACCAUGUGCAUUGUGGACAGCAACCCUACAUGUACUAUCAAUGGUGCUCAGGCACCGGCACCCGUCAAGGCACCAGGCGGUCCUCACCGUCGAUCGUCGUUGCAAACAAUGUCAUUGGCCGGAUUGGACACGACGGAAUUACUCGGUGAUAUCGAGACCAAGGUGGAAAAACAUUUUCCUGGCGCUCUUCCCAGUCAAGGCAUUUUGGACAAGGUGUCGGUGACGAUUGAAGCCCGUGGUUUGACACCCGAGAAUACGCUCUAUGCCCAGAGUGUCUGUCCCGAUGAAAUCAAUCAUGAGCCUGGCGACAUUACCAACUUGUUUACGGAGUAUCUGGGUGAAGUGUUUCACUUGGGUGGUUUGGGUGGCAUUCCCUUUACGGGCAAGACCGGCUUUGGUGCCUACUCGCACCAUGUCCCAGAAGGAGGUCAUUGUUUCAUUCUCUUGGCGCCUCAUAUUGGAUUGGACAGUGGAUGCAACUUUGGCAUGUACGAUCGAGAAGGACAAGCGUCGGCCGGAGCGGCUUGUGGAGCGGCCAUUGGCGCAUUGGGUUAUUGCAAAGCCUGCAAACCAUUGCCCGAUUUGACCACCGCCCAAGACGAUUAUCAAAUGUCCUAUAUUAUUCACAAAGUGCAUCAAUGCAAACACGAAAUUUUGGCGGAGACGACCGAUAAUGCCGUCCAGGCACGAUUGGCCCAUCACAUGCACAAAGUCGCUACGGAAAUGCUGGAUAAGAUUGUCAGUCUCGAUUUUGGAGGUCCGGAAUCGACUCUGACCAUUUUGACCGGCGUGCAAAUCAACAUGCCCGAACCCAUGGAGGAUUACUUUCAGCCAUUGGAGUUUUACGUCAAAGAAAAGAAUGGCGGCGACACUGUCGAUCUCUUUGAACAGACGUUUGGAACGCGAUCGGACCAUCAGAAAAACAACAAUACGUGGACCACCUACAAGGACGACGAUGGAACCGUCUUUGUCGAGUGCUAAGAAAGAUUGGAGGAUGAGUCAUUGGAAACCGAACGGCAUACGGUAGCUACUGUGGGCAAGCAACACAACACAGCAAUACACUCAUCCGAUGGAUGGAACAAACAACAGCAAAAGGACGACGGCAAGCAAUACGCCCGGCUUCGUGGACAUGGCAACAACAACAGAACUUCACCCACGUCCACAUCCAACUGCCACGUUUGUUUGUUUGUUACCGUGUAGAAGAUAUUCUAUAGAUAGAUUCAAUGAUGAUGAUCGAGAACGAUCUGUGCACUUUCCAACACACUUACUCGUAGUCCUCUUUCUCCUCGCUCCUCGAUCGAACCACUUGGAGGUCACUGCCAUGGCGCGACACGCCAGACAUAAAUCUAGCUAUCGAUCGUACCGUACCGGUAGCAACGUAGUGGAUGUUUCUCAUGA
This is a messenger RNA of Seminavis robusta, 1474 nucleotides long. The record is from the annotation of a GenBank genome assembly. Lineage: Eukaryota; Bacillariophyta; Bacillariophyceae; Naviculales; Naviculaceae.